CGAGCAGCAGCAAGUGCUGACGCCGUAGAGGUCUUGUCUCUGCUGAAUCUCAAAAGAGAGACUGCUGCUGCAGCGGGCCCUGCUGCUGCUGCUGCUGCUGCUGCUGCUUCUGCCCAUGCCGUAAGAGACGCUCUCGGAAGAAUGGGGCUGCAUGCGCUGCUGGAUGACUACUUGGGAGACUCCUGGGGUGGCCCAGCAGCAGCAGCAGCAGCAGCAGCGGGAGAAGCAGCAGCGCCUUACGGGGCCCACCAAGCAGCGGGAGAGACAGGUGCUGCUGCUGCCAACGCUGCUGCUGCUGCUGCUGAGUGGCUGCAGCGGAAAGCCUCUUGUCUGUGGCGACUGCGACAGUGGGACAGCCCUUGGACUGCAGCAGCAGCAGCAGCAGCAGCAGGACCAGCAGCAGCAGCAGCGCCUGCUCCCCUCCUCUCGGCCAACAUCAGCAUUCGCUGCAGCAGCAACCCAGCAGCUCAAGCUGCUGCGCUGCUGUCUGCUGCUCUCUCGCUGCAGCACGCGGCGCAGCACUUGAAGGGGUGUGGGGCCCCACGCGUGUCUGCUGCGCUGCAGCAGGCUGCAGCAGCAGCAGCAGACGGAGCCUUUGCUACUGCGCUGCAGCGGCUGCAGCAGUUCACGGCCUCCACCGAAUCUGCUGCAGCAGCAGUUGAGUGUUUGCUACAGCUGCGCAUGGCUGCUGCUGCAGCACGCACCAUUGCAGCGGAAUCCCCCGGUACGACCCUUUGCCACAGCAGCAGCUGCUGCUGUUGCUGUUGCUGUUGCUUCAGCUGCUGCUUCCUUCACUGGGCCCCCAGCGCUGCCCCUUGUUCUCUGUUGCUGCUGCUGCUGUUCACGCUGCUGCUGCUGCUGCUAUCGUUUGUUCUGCAGGCCGUUUGUCCCUGCUGCAGUACGAGUGGCAGGGAAACCUGGCAGGAGCAGCAGCAGCAGCAGCAGCAGCAUCAAGCACCUCUCCGCAGCAAGCCUUUCUAG
Messenger RNA from Eimeria tenella, 981 nucleotides. RefSeq lists its product as uncharacterized. The annotation marks the transcript as partial. NCBI's taxonomy places the organism in Eukaryota, Apicomplexa, Conoidasida, Eucoccidiorida, Eimeriidae. The transcript has a single exon. The record is from RefSeq and is a predicted model, not a curated record.